UGUGUCACGGGAUAUCGUGGCUCUUUUUAUAAACAUUAGUUUACUUUGAAAGCACAGAGGGAGAUUUUUCGAAUUGUGUGACAUUUCACUCCAACAUUUUAGAGCUGGAGACUGGGAUAAAUCCUCCAGGAAUGUGCGGCUAAUUUGCUAGCCAGUUGUUUGGGAACUUCGUUCCCCGGGAAGGACGUUCCUCGCCUGCCUCGGAGCCAGCAGGAUAGCCGUUACCUCCCACACACAAUUAACGAGGGCACCCCUGCAUCAAAAGGAAGUCAACUUUUAGACGUUUUUUGGGGGGGAUGUUGUUCCGGCCGACAUGAUUUUGUGAUGGUAGAGGAUGGCGGCGGACGUGCAUAACGAAACCCGCGAGGAGGAGCGCUACGCCGGCCAGACCGGGCAGCGGAGUCGGGGCUCGGGCUCCCGGAUCUCCACACGGACGUGCACCCUGCUCCUGGUUGUUGCUGUUCCUCUUCUGGCUUGGGGGGUCAAGUACUAUCAAGAAUCCGACCUUCUAAAGCGACAUGAGGACAGCGUUCGAACUCUGGGUGCUGAGGGGCUUUUUCUCUUCUCCUCUUUAGACACCAACCAUGACCUCUAUCUCAGUCCGGAGGAGUUUAAACCGGUUGUUGAGAAACUCACAGGGAUUUCACCGCCGGGGGAGACUGAAGAGGAGGUGAUCGAGGACCCAGAUGGGGAAACUUUAACACUGGAGGCCAAAAUGGAGCCUCUGCUUAUGGACUCCAUGACAAAAAGCAAAGAUGGCUUCCUUGGGGUCUCCCACAGCUGCCUGAGUGGUCUGCGCUCCUGGAGUGGUCCAUCCGUGCCUUCGUCUUCCUUCUUCGCCAGCCAGUUCAGGGUCUUCCUCCCUCCGAAGAACAAGCAGGAGGUAGGAGACACUUGGUGGGUGAUACCCAGCGAGCUCAACAUCUUCACGGGGUACCUGCCCAACAACCGCUACCACCCUCCCACGCCCAAGGGCAAAGAGGUUCUCAUCCACUCGCUGCUGAGCAUGUUUCACCCUCGACCCUUCAUCAAAUCUCGCUUUGCACCUCAGGGCACCAUCGCGUGCAUACGUGCCAGGAACGAUUUCUAUUACGACAUUGUUUUCAGGAUUCAUGCAGAGUUCCAGCUCAACGACGUCCCGAACUUUCCCUUCUGGUUCACGCCGGGCCAAUUCACAGGCAACGUUGUCCUCUCGAAAGACGCCUCUCACGUGCGACACUUUCACCUCUACGUCCCCAGUGACAAGUCUCUGAAUGUGGACAUGGAGUGGCUGUACGGCGCCAGCGAGAGCAGCAACAUGGAGGUGGACAUCGGUUACCUACCGCAGAUGGAGUUGAAGUCCACCGGGCCGUCCACUCCCUCCAUCAUCACGGACGAGGAGGGCAACGUCAUCGACAGCCGAAGCGGCAGCGCCGAUCCGAUCCGGUUUGUCUUCGAGGACAUCGACUGGAGCGCAGAGAUCGACCCGAAAGAAGCCGCCCGUCUCCUGGAGGUCACCCUGUACCCCUUCAAGAAAGUUUCCUACCUGCCGUUUUCGGAGGUCUUCCAACGGGCAGAGGCGGAGAACAAGUUGGUGCAUUCCAUUUUGCUUUGGGGCGCACUAGAUGACCAGUCCUGCUGAGGUUCUGGGCGGACUCUCCGGGAGACGGUCCUGGAAAGUUCGCCCGUCCUGGCUCUGCUCAACCAGAGCUUUGUGAGCAGCUGGUCUCUGGUCAGAGAGCUGGAGAACAUGGAGGCUGAUGAGCGUAGCCCCGCACUGAGUGAAAAGGCUCGCUUGCACCUUGAUAAGUACACCUUCCCUGUUGAGAUGAUGGUGGCCCUGCCAAACGGAACCAUUGUCCAUCACAUCAACGCCAACUUCUUCCUGGACCAGACGGCCAUGAAGCCCGAUGAGGGGGAGGGGCAGGAGGGAACCACCUUCAGCUUCUCUGGAGUGUUUGAAGACCCCUCCACAUCCACUUACAUCAGCUUUUUGAAGGAGGGGCUGGAGCGGGCUAAGCAGUACCUGCCACAGUAGAAUGUGUGCGGAUGUAGGCCUGUAUUGUACAUGUGUGUAUUUCAUCAUUCCUCUGGCUACUGAACUGUGACUUAAAAAAAAACAACUUUUAAGUGGCAAAGAGUAGAGAGCUGCUCAGGCAUUAUUUGUUGGCAUUCUACCAAAUUAAGAAAAAUCACAUAAGGCCUUCUUGAACCAAUUUAAUGUUACACGACGCGCACAUUUUUUUUUUCAGCUUUCAGGACGAACCUAAAAUGCUGUGAAAUCUGUGCCGGUGAACUUUGACCUAAACUCUUGAACGCAAGUUGCAAACUUUUCAGCGUUUGAUGACUUCUUGCACAACUCGCUCGCCACAACGCUUGUUGUGAAUCAAUUAAUAUAUUUUUAACAAUUUGUGAGGAGGGUUAUGCAUGUGGUAAGUGUACACAUUUGAGGUGUUACACACUGAAGCGUGGCUUCCUGGCACCUUUUGGCAGUUUGUGACGGUGCUGCCUGAAAGCUUUUCUCGGGCCGGGCAGAACCUGAUGAUAGUUGCUGAUAAAGCGUGCUGGAGCAACCCCCCCGUCUUACUCCCUCCGUGGGCCCUGGCGCAGGAGGAAAAUGUCUCCCAUCCAUCUCUGGUGCACAAGAGGAAUUAAGUCACAGUCAAAAUAUUUUGAAAUUUUUUAGUUCAGUGCAAUGUGAAGAAGUAAUGAGCAGCUUGCACAUAUUUGAUAGCUUUUAUGUAAAUUUGUUGGAAAAAGCUGCACAGUCUGCCUGCGUUUUUUUUUUUUUUUUAAGUUUGCCAUGGGGAAAACCAGCACCAAAGAAGAAUGUUAUACAGUAAUUUGUAUCAUUUAUAGUAAUUGACUCUUAGCUAGAGUGAUAGUCACAUAUCAAUCUGAUAAGAUGCCUGGUUCACAUGGAUUCAUCUGAAAGGAACCAAAUAUUGUAGGUUAGCUCAAAGCAAAGCAAUGCUAGAUGUUGUCCUUUCGAUGGCCCAGAUUAUUAUUUUUUUUUUUUUUGCGUUAUUUCCUGUUACAAAAAAAUGGAAAUAGUAAUUGUCAUUUUUUUUCUUUUACCCUGUGGAGAAGGCAAAAAGCCACACUUGAUUAUUGCUAAUUCCAAAUGAGGUGUCUGUAUUUUAAACACUGAUUAAGUACAUUUUGUACCAGACAAAAUAAACUUUUUUUUUUUAAACCAACAUUGUGAUCGCUUAAC
Syngnathoides biaculeatus (alligator pipefish) is the source of this 3196-nucleotide messenger RNA. RefSeq names its product selenoprotein N (gene selenon). The transcript is spliced from 12 exons. Gene Ontology annotation, biological process: calcium ion homeostasis; skeletal muscle fiber development. Gene Ontology annotation, cellular component: endoplasmic reticulum membrane. Lineage: Eukaryota; Metazoa; Chordata; Actinopteri; Syngnathiformes; Syngnathidae. The record is from RefSeq and is a predicted model, not a curated record. Gene Ontology annotation, molecular function: calcium ion binding.